AGAUGUUGGGGUGCGGAGGGGGCAGGCAGAGGUGGUAGGGCGGCCCGCCCCCGCGGGUGGGGGGCCAGCACCGGCAGCGGGGGCCGCCCCGCCGCCUCCUCCCUGCCCGCGGCUCGCCCGGCUCGGGCCCCCGGAGGCAACGGCGAGGAGGAGCUACGGAGCCCGCAGACGGCAGGGCAGGGCGAGGGGGGCGGCCCGGCCCUGGCCCCGGUGGGGGGCGAGGCAGCGGCUCGCCCGGCCAUGCCACCCCGGCGCUGAAGCCGCCCCGCCGCAGCCCCCAGCCCCCCGGCCCCGCCAUGGCCGCGCCUCUCUAGGCGCCCCCCGGCUCGCCCCGCGUCGCCCCGGCUCCCCCCGGGGCCGCCGGCCGGAGGAUGGAAGAGGAUGGACCGCGAGCGGCCGAGGAGGAGCCGGAACCGGGCAGAGCAAAGACUUUCAUCCGCCUUAAUGACCUGUCCGGGGCCGGGGGCCGCCCGGGGCCGGGGGACAGGGAGGCGGGCAGCGGUGACUCGGAGGCGGAGGCGCUGCCCUACCCGGCGCUGGCUCCCGUCGUCUUCUUCUACCUGAGCCAGGAGAGCCGGCCGCGGAGCUGGUGCCUCCGGCUGGUCUGUAACCCGUGGUUCGAGCGGGUGAGCAUGCUGGUGAUCCUGCUCAACUGCGUGACGCUGGGCAUGUUCCACCCCUGCGAGGACAUCGCCUGUGACUCGCCGCGCUGCAGGAUCCUCCAGAGCUUCGAUGAUUUCAUCUUUGCCUUCUUUGCCGUGGAAAUGAUCGUCAAGAUGAUCGCACUGGGGAUUUUUGGGAAGAAAUGCUACCUGGGAGACACAUGGAACCGCCUGGACUUCUUCAUCGUCAUUGCGGGGAUGCUGGAGUACUCCCUGGACCUGCAGAACGUCAGCUUCUCAGCGGUCCGCACCGUCCGCGUCCUGCGGCCGCUCAGGGCCAUUAACAGGGUCCCUAGUAUGCGCAUCCUGGUGACGCUUCUUUUGGACACGCUGCCCAUGCUGGGGAACGUCCUCCUCCUCUGCUUCUUCGUCUUCUUCAUCUUUGGCAUCGUGGGAGUCCAGCUGUGGGCAGGUUUGCUCAGGAACCGCUGCUUCCUCCCCGAGAACUUCAGCAUCCCCUACACGGUGGAUUUGGAGCGAUACUACCAGACAGAGAACGAAGACGAGAACCCUUUCAUCUGCUCCCAGCCCCGGGAGAAUGGGAUGCGCUACUGCCGCAGUAUCCCAACGCGGAGGGAAGAGGGUCUCGAGUGCACCCUGGAUUAUUAUUCCUACAACGACACCACCAACACCUCCUGUGUCAACUGGAACCAGUAUUACACCAACUGCUCUGCCGGGGAGCACAACCCCUUCAAGGGAGCCAUCAACUUCGAUAACAUUGGCUACGCCUGGAUCGCGAUAUUUCAGGUCAUCACACUGGAAGGCUGGGUGGACAUCAUGUACUUUGUCAUGGAUGCACACUCCUUCUACAACUUCAUCUACUUCAUCCUUCUGAUCAUUGUGGGCUCCUUCUUCAUGAUCAACCUCUGCCUGGUGGUGAUAGCAACGCAGUUCUCCGAGACGAAGCAGCGCGAGAGCCAGCUGAUGAAGGAGCAGCGGGUACGCUACCUGUCCAACGCCAGCACCCUCGCCAGCUUUUCUGAGCCAGGCAGCUGCUACGACGAACUCCUCAAGUACUUGGUUUACAUUGCCCGUAAAGGCAGCAAGCAGCUUGUGGAGGUCUACCGGGUGGCAGGCGUGAGGAUGGGCUUCCUCACCAGCCCCACGAGCAAGGCGGGGUCCGACCGGCACGCCAGGAAGCACCGGAGCAGGAAGAGGUCCUCCGUGCACCACCUCAUCCACCACCAUCACCACCACCACCACCACUAUCACCUAGGCAAUGGGAACUUGCGGGCACCCCGCGCCAGCCCGGAGAUCAGCGAUGUGGAGACCAGCUCUCUCCACAACGGGACCAACCGGCUGAUGCUCCCCCCCUCAACACCGAACCCCCAUGGGGCCCCCAGCGCCGCUCCCGGCAACACUGAGUCCGUCCACAGCAUCUACCACGCCGACUGCCACUUUGAGCCGGUGCGCUGCCGGUCGUCCCUCCCACAGCCGGGCCUCAGCUUGCCGAGCCCAGAGGGCAUCCCCAAGAACAUUGUGGGUGCCAAAGUGUACCCCACAGUGCACCCCACGGUGCACCCCAGUCCCUCCCACGAGAUGCUGAAGGAGAAGAACCUGGGGGAGGCGGCCGUCGGUGCCGGGAGCAGCACCUUGACGAGCCUCAACAUCCCUCCCGGGCCGUACAGCACCAUGCACAAGCUGCUGGAGACGCAGAGCACGGGAUUCUUUUCAGUCCACGUUACGGAGAAAGGUGAUAGCUUUCCAGGUCCCUGCCAAAGCUCCUGCAAGAUCUCCAGCCCCUGCACCAAGCUGGACGACGGCUCCUGCAACCCCGAGAGCUGCCCUUACUGCCUCAAGGCGCUGGCGAGCGAGGCUGAGCUGUCGGACAACGAGACGGCCGACUCGGACAGCGAGGGCGUCUACGAGUUCACGCAGGAUGCCCACUACAGCGACCAGCGGGACCCGCAGCGGGGCAGAGCCCGGGCCAGGAGAGCGAGCCGGGUGCUGGACUUCUGGCACGUGGUGUGUGAGACCUUCCGGAAAAUCGUGGACAGCAAAUAUUUUGGCCGUGGGAUCAUGGUGGCCAUUCUCAUCAACACACUCAGCAUGGGGAUCGAGUACCACGAGCAGCCAGAGGAGCUUACUAAUGCCCUGGAGAUCAGCAACAUAGUCUUCACAAGCCUCUUUGCCCUGGAGAUGCUGUUGAAAGUCCUCGUUUACGGUCCUUUUGGCUACAUUAAGAAUCCAUACAACAUCUUUGAUGGGAUCAUCGUGGUGAUUAGCGUGUGGGAGAUAGUGGGCCAACAAGGCGGGGGUCUCUCGGUCCUGCGGACCUUUCGGCUCAUGCGAGUUUUGAAGCUGGUCCGCUUCAUGCCAGCCCUCCAGCGCCAGCUCGUAGUCCUCAUGAAGACCAUGGACAACGUGGCCACGUUCUGCAUGUUGCUGAUGCUCUUCAUCUUCAUCUUUAGCAUCCUGGGGAUGCAUCUCUUUGGCUGUAAGUUUGCUUCGGAGCGAGACGGCGACACGCUGCCCGACAGGAAGAACUUCGACUCCUUGCUCUGGGCCAUUGUCACGGUUUUCCAGAUUUUGACCCAGGAAGACUGGAACAAGGUCCUUUACAAUGGCAUGGCAUCAACCUCCUCCUGGGCUGCUCUCUACUUCAUCGCGCUCAUGACGUUUGGGAAUUAUGUUCUCUUUAACCUGCUGGUGGCCAUCCUGGUAGAGGGUUUCCAGACGGAGGAGAUCUCCAAGCGAGAAGAUGCGAGUGGGCAGUUAAGCUGUAUUCAGCUGCCUGUCGACUCGUCGGGGAAAGGCAAACUGGGAGUGCAAGAACAGGGUGAUGCUUCCAAGUCCGAUUCCGAGGGGGAUCUCUUCCCCCGCAGCCUGGAAGAGGAGGGAGGACUCAAGAAAAACUUGUCAAAUCCAGCCUUGAUGGCCCUGAGCGACCACCCGGAGCUGAAGAAGAGCCUGACCCCGCCGCUCAUCAUCCACACUGCUGCCACGCCGAUGCCCAUGCCCAAGAGCGCCAUGUUCGGAGAUGCAGCGCAGGGCUACGAGUCCCGCCGGGCCAGCGGCGUCUCCAUGGACCCCACUGCUUACGAGCUCAAGUCCCCGGUACUCACGUCACCUCCUCCUGCGGAUGCUCAGCGGGUGUCCGUUGGGUUUACGGGUCUGUCUGUCCAUGCAUCUGCCCCAGCUGGCACGGCAGCAGCCCGGCAUGGGGCAGGUGGCACAGGGCUAAUGCUCUCCCUGUCCUUCCCACAGCCAAGCGCCCGCAGCUCCCCGCACAGCCCCUGGAGCGCCGGCAGCAGUUGGAACAGCCGCCGCUCCAGCUGGAACAGCAUCGGCCGGGCCCCCAGCCUCAAGCGUCGGGGGCAGAGCGGCGAGCGCAGAUCCCUCCUCUCCGGAGAGGGGAAGGAGAGCUCGGAGGAAGGGGAGAGUUCGGAUGAAGAGCACUCCAGCCGGGCCGGCAGCUUCAACGGCUCUUUGCCUCAUCGCAUGGAGUCGCUGGAAACAAAAGGCUCCUUCGACCUCCAGGAUACCUUGCAGGUGCCUUCCCUGUACCGGACCAGCAGCAUGCACAGCAGCCGGACCACCACCUCCGAGCACCAGGACUGCAACGGGAAAACUUCUCCAGGUCUGCUUCUGCACCAGCUCCACCUGGAUGACCCCCGACAGGACUGCGAUGAUGAUGAUGAAGGCAACAUGAGCAAAAGAGACCGCAUCAAGGCGUGGGUACGGGCUCGUCUCCCUGCCUGCUGCAAAGAGAGAGACUCCUGGUCCAUCUACAUCUUCGCCCCUCACUCAAGAUUUCGCCUGAUGUGCAAUAGAAUCAUCACACACAAGAUGUUUGAUCAUAUCGUCUUGGUGAUCAUUUUCCUGAACUGCAUUACCAUUGCCAUGGAACGACCCAAAAUCGAGCCUCACAGUGCUGAACGGAUUUUCCUAACGCUCUCCAACUACAUCUUUACAGUUAUCUUCCUGACUGAGAUGACAGUUAAGGUGGUGGCACUAGGCUUGUGUUUUGGGGAGAAAGCCUACUUGAAAAGCAGCUGGAAUGUGCUGGAUGGGGUGCUGGUUCUCAUCUCCGUCAUCGACAUCUUGGUCUCCAUGGUGUCAGACAGCGGCACGAAAAUCCUGGGGAUGCUACGGGUUUUGAGACUGCUGAGGACGCUGCGACCCUUAAGAGUCAUUAGUCGAGCCCAAGGACUGAAGCUGGUGGUGGAGACUCUCAUGUCAUCCCUGAAGCCCAUUGGGAACAUCGUGGUCAUCUGCUGUGCCUUUUUCAUAAUCUUUGGGAUCCUGGGAGUUCAGCUUUUCAAAGGCAAGUUUUUUGUCUGCCAGGGCGAGGACACCAGAAACAUCACAAAUAAAUCGGAUUGUACAGAAGCAAGCUACAAAUGGGUCCGGCACAAGUAUAAUUUUGAUAAUCUCGGCCAGGCCCUGAUGUCUCUCUUUGUUCUGGCCUCCAAGGACGGGUGGGUGGAUAUCAUGUACGAUGGCUUAGAUGCUGUGGGAGUUGACCAGCAGCCAGUCAUGAACUACAACCCGUGGAUGCUCCUCUACUUCAUCUCCUUCCUGCUGAUUGUGGCCUUCUUCGUCCUCAACAUGUUCGUGGGGGUGGUGGUGGAGAAUUUCCACAAGUGUCGGCAGCACCAGGAGGAGGAAGAAGCCAAGAGGCGGGAGGAGAAGAGGCUUCGCCGGCUGGAGAAAAAGAGAAGGAGUAAGGAGAAACAGAUGGCUGAUCUAAUGCUGGAUGAUGUAUUAAUGGAGAGCUCAGCCAGUGCAGUGCAAGAAGCUCAGUGUAAGCCCUACUAUUCGGAUUAUUCCCGCUUCCGCCUCCUGAUCCACCAGAUGUGCACCAGCCACUACCUGGAUUUGUUCAUCACCGGAGUGAUCGGCCUCAACGUCAUCACCAUGGCCAUGGAGCACUACCAGCAGCCGAAGGUUCUUGAUGAAGCCCUGAAGAUUUGCAACUACAUCUUCACCGUUAUCUUUGUCCUGGAGUCUGUUUUCAAGCUUAUCGCCUUUGGGUUUCGUCGCUUCUUCCAAGACAGAUGGAACCAAUUAGAUCUGGCAAUCGUGCUGCUGUCUAUCAUGGGCAUCACUUUGGAAGAGAUCGAGGUGAACGCUUCGCUACCGAUUAACCCCACUAUUAUCCGAAUCAUGAGGGUUCUCAGGAUUGCUCGAGUGUUGAAGUUGCUGAAGAUGGCUGUAGGGAUGAGAGCCCUGUUGGACACCGUGAUGCAAGCGCUGCCGCAGGUGGGGAAUCUGGGUCUUCUCUUCAUGUUGUUGUUUUUCAUAUUUGCAGCUCUUGGAGUGGAGCUGUUUGGAGACCUCGAGUGUGACGACACGCACCCCUGCGAGGGGCUGGGACGGCACGCCACCUUCAGAAACUUUGGGAUGGCCUUUCUCACUCUCUUCCGAGUAUCCACGGGAGACAACUGGAACGGGAUAAUGAAGGACACGCUGCGAGACUGUGACCAGGAGUCCACCUGUUACAACACCGUCAUUUCACCCAUCUACUUCGUCUCCUUCGUGCUGACGGCCCAGUUUGUCCUGGUGAACGUGGUGAUCGCCGUGCUCAUGAAGCACUUGGAGGAGAGCAACAAGGAGGCUAAAGAGGAGGCAGAGCUUGAAGCAGAACUGGAAAUGGAAAUGAAGACAAUCACCCCCGGCCAACACAGCCCCUCGGACAUCUUUGCGUGGCCGGGCAGCGCCAGCGGAGAGAGACCCGAGAGCCCCCGAGGAUGUACCAACCCCAUGCAAAUCAAGGUGGACUCUCAGCUCUCAUUAGUUUACCCUAUGGAAAGGCACUUGUUUGAUACCAUAUCACUGCUGAUCCAGGAAUCUCUGGAAGGAGAGCUGAAGCUGAUGGACAACCUGUCAGGCUCUGUGUGCCAUCAUUAUGCCCUCCCAGCUCCCGAAUAUUACAACUCUGAGAACCAGAUCCCUCUAGCUGAGAUGGAGGCUCUGUCUCUGACGUCAGAUAUUCUCUCUGAAAAGUCCUGGUCCUUAGCUCUGACGGAUGACUCUUUUCCUGAUGAUAUUAACACACACUUACUUAAUGCUCUGGAAAGCAAUGCUGAUCUCCGCUCCAAAGACGACACGCUGACCCUGUCUCCCAGCAAGGACUUGCUGAGCGUGAGAAAGCCUUCGGUGGGGCGCACCCACUCCUUGCCAAAUGACAGCUACAUGUUCCAGCCGCCGUACUCCAGCCCCUGCCCUGCUUCCCUGGGCGAGAGGAAUCCAGCACAUCACAAGUCCCAGUCAGGUUCAAAGGCAUCGGUGCAGUCGCAGCCGGCAGACACCAGCUCUCUCCUGCAAAUCCCAAAAGACCAUUUUCACCACGUAAGAGCUCACGAGCGUUGGGUGAGGGAGAGCAAACCCCAGGCCUCCCCGCAGCUGCACUCUCCUUCUGCUGAAAGGCUGCUCCGCAGGCAGAUGGCUAUACGGAACGACUCUUUGGAUAGCAAGGAGAAUCUCCACACCGAGGUGAGUGAACUCUCUGACCCAAAUGUCCCCGCUGUGCCCAAGGAGGAGUCAUCAGUGGCUCUGACGCCCUCAGAAGCGCAGGAGUUGGCUGCAUGGAGCCGGGCAAGCGUUCAUACGCAGCAGCAUUCCCACAACCAGUAUAAUAUUUCAAAGCAGGCACCAGCAUCCUGUGCUUGUGCAGACUCGUGUCAGGAGACACCUGGAGAUUCAAUGGACCAAGAAGUAUCUGAAAUAAACAGCUCCUCGGAGCCUUUCACUUCAGAAACUUGUACAGCCUCGAGUGCCUGUUCAGAGGUUCAGCCUCUCACUCCUAAGAGGAGCGUAGGCAAUACCGGCAACGUUACAUUGAAGGACCUGAAGAAAUACCACAGUGUAGACACCCAGGGUCUUCUAAAAAAGCCGCCCUCUUGGUUAGAUGAUCAAAGGAGACAUUCAAUAGAAAUUUGUUCAAUGGAAAAUAGCCCUCAGCACCAUUCCACAUCUAGCUCUUCUGGCUUCAUAAGUCAGGUGGUAAGUGAAAUGGAAGGCUUGCAAGGAACACGGCAGAAGAAAAAACUGAGCCCUCCGUGUAUAUCUAUAGAUCCACCCGAUGGACAGAGUUUACUACCUAGAGGACCUCACAGCAUCUCACCUGCCAGUGGAGACAUUUGCUUGAGACGGCGUGCUCCAUCUUGUGAGUCCAAGGAUUCGAUGGAUAUAGGGGAUUCGUUGCUUCCAGACAGUAUGUCAACGUCUCCUACCCCAAAGAAAGACUUGUUGACACUUCCUAGCUUUUCCUUUGAUCAAACGGAAAUGGACCCCUGAGUUACUUUUCUGUUGGUGCCAAAUGUUUUCUUCCUUUCAUGUAAUAGAAAAAAAAAAAUAAAUUAAAAAACUCUGUAUUCCAAAAUGGCACUGGGUAAAAAUUUUCCAAAGAAAGAUUAAAGAACCAGCUGGUUAAAAGAGUGGUUAACCUAUAUCACGCUUACUUAAGCAUAUGUUCUGCUUAGGUAAAAGCAAUACAAUGUGCAGAAUCUAUAUGUAUAUUAUAUUUUAUUAAAUUAAUUGAAUCUAGUAUUGCGGGAUGUAGUACAUUUUGUGACUAAAGACUCGUUUAAUUUUCUUCUAUUUUAUGUAUCUCAGAAUAUUUCUGAGAUAACGUUGGUUUUUAUGAAUAUUUUAACCUAAAAAAAUAUAUAUUUAAUCCCUUCUCUUUUUUUGUUUUGUUUUGUUUGGGUUUCAUUUUGUUUUGCAAAGCACAAAAUGUAGCCAAUUAGUGCAUUACAGAGGAAAUGUAUCCCACAGUCAGCAGUAAAUAAGGAUUAUUUAAUGUAAUUUAUUUUUCCCCUUGGACUUUAAUGAUAUUCUGGGAAAAAGAUUGUUUGGGUAGUAUAAAAAUGCAGUGGCAGUUUUUUAACAAAAUAAUAUUCCGAUCCUGGAUAAAAUCAACAUCCAGAGUAAAAGCAAGUGCACAAACCCAGGAAGGUACCACAUGCUGACAGAUGUCCCGUGGCAGGGGGUCGGAACUAGAUGAUCUGUAAUGUCCCUUCCAACCCAAACCGUUCUAUGGUUCGACGAUUCUAUGUCUGGAGGUGGUGAAUGUAGAGCCAUUUCACUGUACACAAUACUGAAUUAUGAAAGGAUGUUCUAGAUCAUCCACUGGUGACCCACAAAAUCAUGUCAAAAAUGGUUAAUUUUCAUACGUGCCUAGGAAACAGAGGCAAGAAAAGCCUGUGGUCACUUCUGAGAUGUUUUUCCAGGGUCUUUGAGACAGAUUUGUUUCUUUUCCUGAGUUUUGCCCCCCUGCAAGCCUGCUGUUUGCCGCGGGGCUCCUCCUCUCUGCGCCCCCACGGGAAGGGGAGCGAGGCCCUGGUGAGGGUUUGCAGUGGGUGACCUCAGCGCAGAGCUGCCGCGGCACUGGGCUUAAGCACAUGGUUAAAGUUAAGCUCUUGCUUAAGCUGCCUUGAGGUCGAUCGUAUUUAAGCAAUUCUUUAAAACUAAAAUCAUACGCUUAUGUGUUCGACAGAAUCAAGGCCUACUGCAAGUUAUUUUAUGGAAUACGUGUAAGAAAGUCUGUAGGUACUGAAGCGACUGUUGAUUUUCAGUUUUGAAGGUCAAGUUUUUUUGCUGUAAGAGCUAAUUUACAUGACCCUGACUGUAA
Chroicocephalus ridibundus (black-headed gull) is the source of this 9240-nucleotide messenger RNA. It is a transcript of the gene CACNA1G, whose product is annotated as calcium voltage-gated channel subunit alpha1 G. The record is from RefSeq and is a predicted model, not a curated record. Gene Ontology annotation, cellular component: plasma membrane; voltage-gated sodium channel complex; voltage-gated calcium channel complex. The transcript is spliced from 39 exons. Gene Ontology annotation, molecular function: voltage-gated sodium channel activity; low voltage-gated calcium channel activity. Gene Ontology annotation, biological process: calcium ion import; calcium ion transmembrane transport; positive regulation of calcium ion-dependent exocytosis. Bases 372 to 7904 code for a protein of 2510 amino acids. NCBI's taxonomy places the organism in Eukaryota, Metazoa, Chordata, Aves, Charadriiformes, Laridae.